This is a messenger RNA of Astrephomene gubernaculifera, 8468 nucleotides long. The record is from the annotation of a GenBank genome assembly. Lineage: Eukaryota; Viridiplantae; Chlorophyta; Chlorophyceae; Chlamydomonadales; Astrephomenaceae.
UAAGGAUUGUGCUGUAUAUACAUUGCAUAUGGUUGCCUAAAAGGAAAGGAUGUUCUCUAAGGCCUUUAAGAGUGUCCCAAAUGGAUACUAGUCCCUUGUAGGGCUGUCAGGCCCUGCACAAAGCUAUACCAAGUAUGGAUGGCAAUUUUAUUGCUGAUGUGCGGCUGGACGAUUCCGAUGAGGUCCUUCAGCUGCCGAUCGUUAAAAGCCGGGUUAAAAAGCUUCUCCAAGGGGCCGUAAAGAAGAUUGCUCUUCUUGGGGCGCCGGUGAUUCCGUCCAGUGAUGACACCUUGAACCAAUUCCUGAACUCAGCUGGACGCUUCUUCGGAAAGGACCCACAGAAAUGGGAUCAAGUUGGCGAAACCAAGGUGGAUGUUACGGAGGAGGCGGGCAAGCGCACGACCAAGCUAACGGGCGUGUUCACUGGUACGGAUCUGUCGCUCAUGGUAGAAAACCCGUACUAUGACGAGCGUCUCCCAGCCCGUGAGGACAAACCGGAGCUCAACUUCAGCCAGAAGCGCACAAUCAUAAACACAGACGAGGCGUGGCAAGAGUUGAUCUCGGAGCAGCCAUGGACCGCUAGCAAGCGGAGGCAGCUGCUUACAGCGUACCUCCACGCCAAGGUCGAGGCAGAGGACCCGCUGCUGGCGGCGGAGGGCGCUCACGGGUUCUGGGAGCUCUCCAUAAACAAAGACCACCACGCGGACUUUCGACUGGACCGCCUGGCAGCGCUGCUCAACCGCCUGUCCUCACCCAACCUAGAGGUGGCCACCACCACCGCAGCAGCCGUAUGGGGCCUCGCAACCACUGCCCUUAGCCGUCGCGCGCUUGCGGAGCUGGACAUUGUUUCGCUGCUGUUGUCCAACCUCAAACGAUCGCUUAAGAUGCCCGUGAUCCUGGAGGAAUCCUCCACGGCGAAUGUCUCCGGCGCCUCACCGGUCCCCGGCAUGUCCUCAGCCAUGGAUAACGACUCCUCAUCCAUCAGCAGCGGGAAGCAGCACUCGGGUGCGGUGCCGGAGGCGCAGCGCAACCGCUACCAGUCCUUUUUGCUGGGCGCGCUUAGCGUGUUGAUGAUCGACCGCAACUGCCGCCGAGCAUACCUGACGCAGGAGCCGGAGUUUGCCACACUGUUUGCGCUGGCGAGGAACUUGGAGGGCUAUGCGCCCGACGCGGCAGCAGCGCGGCGGGAGACGGCGUCCAAGCUGCUUACCACGAUGGUACAGCGCGACGCGGAGGCGCGGCGCAGCCUGAUUGCCAGCGGCGCGUUGCGGAACGUAAUUAUGCUGCUCAAUCCCAAGGGCCCCGGCGAGGCCAUGAUCCAGUUCUGCUCCGCCUCGCUGCUGGCGACGCUGGUGCUGGACGAUGACGCCAUGGAGCUCAUUCGCGAUCGCGGGGAGGCGCCGCUCAUGUUUGAAGCUUGCAUUGUGCUGCUACGCAGCACCCUGCAGAAGCUGAAGCACGAAGUGGAGCGCUUCUACGGACGCCUCUCACCGGAGGAGGACGCCGCCACGCCUCACUUUGAUGUGGAGCUUGGGGUGCGGCUGGCGGAGGCAGCGUCACAGGCCAUGUGGGGCAGCGCGCACUACUGCGUCAUGAUGGACCCCAUCCAAGUGAAGAUGGAACACAUUGCGCAGCUGGGCAUCAUGGGCAUGGACUGCUACAACACCGUGGCACUGCCGCUCUCCCGCGUUGCGCACUGCAUCACAGCCUCCCUCGCCACGCUGGCCGCCAACCCCGACGCCGCCAUGCUCAUCAUGAACUCCCCCGACGAUGUCGUCCUGAAUUUCCUCAUGGCCAUGCUAGACGCAAUUGAAACCCAGAACUUUGAGCAGGCUGGGCAUGUCAAGGCCUCAGCUUGCGCGGGCGUGGCGUUCCUAGCAUGCCACCCCAUCGGCGCGGAGGGGGAUGACUGCAUGACGGGUCCUUUCCGUGCAAAGCUGCUGGGCCUCGGCGCGUUUGGAGCGCUGCUGCGUGCUGCUCUGAGCAGUGUGCUGGAUUCGGACUGCGACCGCAUCAUUCAGCAGGCUGCCGCCAUCGGUCUCAUGUACCUGUCCACUAUGGCUGGCGCGGUGGACGCCGCGGAGCUGGCCAUGUACGCGGCGCUGCUGACGGACAGCGACAACAGCGAGAUGAUUGAGUUCCUCAUGGCGGGCAUGUGGAUCUUGCUGCGCAACGGAAACAACCGCAAGGUUCUGGGCACCUCCUUCAACCCCUCGCCUGCCAACCAGCUCGCCAAGAACAUGAUCAACAAGCUCAACGAUGCCAUAACGCUGCACGAAAUCAACGAUGAGGUGGCCGCCAAGACCGCCAAGCUUCGGCAGGUGGCCACAGGCGGAGGCGACUCCCCUCCCCCCGAGGAGGAAUCCUCCAUGAACCUGGAAGCGAGCCAGGCAGGCAGCGGCGCCUCACCGACGGCGGCAGGCGGCGACUCAGGUCGCGACGUCGGCGCUGACGGUGCUGACGCCGCCGCCGCGGCGGCGAUGGAAGACACCGAGCAGCUGGACCAGCUUGCGGAGGCGGGAGCGGGGCCUGGAGCUGAAGCAGGGGCGGAAGGAGCGGAAGGCGUGGACGGACCGGCUGGGGAGGGCUCGCAACCUCCGGCAAGGGGCGCGUCAGAGACCGGCGGUGCCUUGCCGCAGGAGGCCAGUGCACAGUUGGUCCCGGAGCCGACACCGCCCAUGGUAACUCCGGACCCGGAUGGUACGGGACAGCCCGCGGUGGCAGAAGAACCUUCAGAAUUGCGGUACAUCCCGAAGGGGCAGCCUGCCAUGCCGGACGCCGACGGGUUCUACGAGAAUCGCGACAAGCCGUUCCCCUCGUCGCUGAUGCUGAAACGUGCUGAGUCGGCGGACCGGGUGCGGCGCAAGGCGGAGGCCAUGAAGGGCCGCAUGCAGCAGCUCGAGAAGCGGUUCGACAAGCAGCUCAAGGACAACUGGGGCCUGGAAACGCUCGUGUCGGUGGGCGAGUCCUGGCUGCCGGCUAUGCUAGACCAAGAUGAUGUGGGCGAGGCCACGGACGUGCCGGUCCUCAAGCUGUUUGAAUUCCUGGUGGCGUCCAUCUGCAUGUUCAUGGUGGAUGACGACGGGAUGCCCGAGCGCCGUGAGCUGGACGUCUUCCGGCUAUCAGCACCGGAGGGCGCGCGCAACAAGACGUGGUGGACGGUGGAUGUGCGGGCUCCGGAGGCCGACGGCACCGUGGACCUUGACACGGAGCGCGCGUUGCGCAUCCUCCUGCAGAUUCUGGGCAUGCAUCUGGGCGCAGCAUGGAAGUCCAUGCAGCUAGGCGUGCUGACCCUGUGGAACGCCUGCUGCCGGCACCCCAACAUGGAGCGGCACGUGGUGGAGCGCGGCGUGGCCAUGAAGCUGCUGCUUGUGGUCAACAACCCCUCGUGGCCGCCCUCGCUGCGGGAGAUCGCGGCUGGCUGCUUGGAGUUCUUCCAGGAGCGCUGGUCCAACCUGCCUACCUUUGGCCCCGGCGAGCCGCACCUCAUGCCGCAUGGGCUGCCGGCUGAGGUGUCCGGCCUCACAAUGGGAGGCCAGCCCACGGACGGCGUGGUGCCAUACAUUGCGGCGAUGGUGGGCCUUGUGAACACGCAGGUACCGCUCAUGGAGUACCGUGGCUGUCAUGGCCUGGCGCGGAUCACGUACACCGCGCCGUACGGUUGCUCGGAUCCAAAGGGCUUCCUGCGGGAGGCCAAGGCAGUGGCAUCCGCGCUGGGCGCUGUGGAGGCGCUCAUUUCGCUGAUGAAGCGCCUCAAUCGGCGGUACCAGGAGCUCGGCGCGCCGGGUGUCAUCACGUCCAGCCUGCGUGCAAGCAACAACGGCGCCGCCCCCCCUCCUGCAACAAUGCCGAACGGCGAGGAGAAUCCAGCAAUUUUUGAACGCGACAUGCACAACCUGGAAGCCGUGCAGGACAUCUACUUCGUGGCGAUGGCAGCGCUGCUGAACCAGUCCGUGUUGCGGUCGAACCAGGUGCCCAUUGCCAAGCGCGGCCUGCUGGUGCUGCUGGGCACCAACACCGUGUUCUACAACCGGGUCGUGGCGCUACGUGCUCAGAUCAACGCGACACGGCCCGGUGCACCGGUUGCGGCAGCCAGUGCAGACUCGCUAGCGCGCGAGGAGCAGCUGCUGUUCCUCUGCUCAGCAAUCCUGCAGAACAUCUCGCAGCAUCCGCACAACCGCACGCGAAUGUACAAGGCGGAGCUCAAGGGCAGCGUCGCGCUGGAUAAGGUGAUUGAGGCAGCGGUUGAUGUGGAUGAGGAGACGCGCACUGCGGCGUCGUUCCUGCCGUCCAUACCCAGUGCACGCUCCGUAUCGCCCUCGCCGAGUGCCAUGUCCAUUGGUCCCGCGGUGUCCGCAACAAGCUCUGGCGGCGGCGCCCCCAGGAGCGCAGCCAGGGGCACUGGGCUGGGCUCCGGGCCGAGCUCCUCGCGUGUGACUGGCGGCGGCGCUGCUCCCGCGAGGAGCACGAUUAGCUGCAACGGGCGGAUAGCGCCAGGCGCCAAAAUGACCUCAAACGGACAGGUGAUCAACAACGGUGUAGACACGGUGCUCGCUGGCUGCGUGCGGCCAAAGGUGGUGUUCCCUCCCAUCUGCGAGCGUGGCCCUGAGGCAAACGCAGCACAGCAGCGCUACGGCACGGCUGGGACGAGCGGCACCACGCUGACGCGGGCUGGCAGCGUACAUAGCACGAGAAGCGGUGCCGGCGCUGACGACGCUAGCGAGGGUGUGGAGUAUAGCGACGGCGGGUCGGGCAUCCGGCACGUGCAGGUUACAGACUCGCGGUACCGCUUCCUCACCUGGAUAGACAACACCUUCCACGACCUUGAGGCGGGCAACAACGUGCCCUUCGCCCGCAAGUCCACCGUCGCCACCUCAACCAACAGUCCGACCGCCUUAGCCGCCGCUGCCGCCGCCGCGGGCACGUCUGGCGACGACCGCACCGUCGCCUCCUCCCGCAACACCUACCGCAAGCCGCUAUGGGACGAAAACGGCGAUUGGCUGCCCAACGAGCCUGAAUCCUUUAAGGCUUUGAACAAACUCUUGGCACGGCCACUCAGCCACCUCUGGCAGGAAAUGCCCGAGCACCGUGCGCGGCAGGGCAAGCAGCGCUGGGAGCCGGUGGUUUCAGAGUACCGGGAACUUGUAUCGGACAAGCCACUCACGCGGCCAGCUGCCAAGCUGCUGUCCACGUUACCGCCCCGAGACCAGGAGGAUCUGCUGGUGGCAGCGACGCAGCUCGUGGGCCUUACGCCAGAGGACGGCAUGGGCUCUGGGCCCGGGUCUAUCCUGGAGGAUGAGGAGGGCAGCUUGCGGGCAGGGUCCAUCGGCGUCAUUGAAGAGCCGCCGAGCUCCAGCGGCGGCGCGUACGGCGAGGUACCGGUACGCACCAGCAGCGGCGGUGGGGGGAGGACCGGCAGUAGGCGUGGGCCGCCGCCGCCGCCGAACAUGGCCAGCAUCCUCGCAGGGGACUUUAGCGCGGACCUUGGCAAGCCGACGCCGUCUGCGGUGUCCUGGACAGAUGGACCGCCGCACCGGCCUUCGACACGGGAGCGUGACAACGGUCGCGUUGGCCUGACGGUGCUGCAAGCGACGCCAGAGGCUCUGCAGGCGACGGCGGCGCGGAAAGCGGCUGAGAUUGCGGCAGCGAACUCGCCGCACUUUGGCGGUGUGGGCAUGGACAUUAACACUGACGGCGACGGUGCUGGUGGCGACGGCAACAGUCCCGGCCGCCAAACAGUGCCGCUUAAGGUGUGCCUGGGGCCCAAGCGGCCACGUCAGGUAAUCACCUUCGAAGACCGGAUCAUUGUGGAUAACGACUCAGCGCGACCCACGCUUACACUGUUCGAGCACGUGGAAGGCUCCAAGGUCUCGGAGGGCCUCUUCCCGUCGUACAUACUUCCAAACGGCAAGCGCGCGCACAUGUACUACAGCGGCGGCGCGCUGCUGGAUGAGGUCAGCGUGGAGGCGGUCAUCCCGCCGCCGCGGCCUUCCACAGUGCCUCAGGCCCUGCAGCAAACCAUGCCGCUCGCCAACGUGCUCAACCUCAUCGCCAAGCCGCCCGGAAGCGCUCCGCCCUUCAUCCCUUACAAGCCCGUGCCGCGGCUGGUGCCCUUGCCCACCAUGCACACCCUCACCGUCAAGCGGCCCGACCAGCUCAUAGCGGAGGCCUUUGGUGACCUGCGCGAGGACAACCUGCAGCUUGUGAUCCAGGCCAAGAAGAUCAUCAAGACACAAACCACGACACGCGUGGAGAACAUUGAGAUCAAGCCGCAAGAGGAGCGCGAGCCGUGGACGUUGCCGUCAUCCAUCUUCAAGAACCGUGUCAAGGAGUGCGAUGCGCGCGCCUUCUACGACUCGCACCAGGUUGAGGAGCGCAUGUUCGAGCGCGACUGGCAGCGCGCCUGCUCGAAGGAGAAGUUCACGAGCAUGAUGUCGCGCGAGAACAAGAGCAACAAGGAGGGCAAGGACGAGAAGGUGGCCAUCAAGGAGGUGCACGAAGUGCUGCUGCGCUACUGGGCGCAGGUGUUCGGGGCCUACGUGUACUACGCGGCGGGCGGCACCGGCGACCCCUACCACAUGUCGCUCAACGCCUUCACCACCUUCCUGGAUGACUGUCAGAUUGCUGACCCAGAGUCGCAGUACUGCAAGCGCUCAGAUUGCGAUACCAUCUUCAUCGUUUGCAACUUCCAGCCGGACAAGAAGAGCGCCGAGGCUGCGGUCAACAUGGAGAACGCCAUGAUGCGCUACGAGUUCCUGGAGGCCAUCGUGCGUCUGGCCAUUGCCAAGUACGGCAAGGGCCAGGCCACGGACGACCUGGCAACCGCUGUGGGCAUGCUGAUCGAGAAGAACAUUAUCCCCAACCUGGUACCCGGCGCGGUGCUCAACUCCAAUACCUUCCGUACGGAUCGCCUCUACAACGAGGAGGUGGACCUGGUGUUCAAGAAGCACAGCGUCAUGCUCAAGGCGCUCUACAGCCGCUACCGCCUCAAGCCGGUGGGCGGCGGCCUGCGCCCCAAGGUGCUCAAGCUGGACGGCUGGCUGCAGUUCAUGCAGGACGCGCACCUGGUGGACGGACAGUUCACGCUGCAGGACGCGGCGCUGGCUUUCCUGUGGGCUCGUAUGUUCGUCAUCGACGAGAUCAAGGACUUUGCGCGCUAUACCUGCCUCUCCUUCACGGACUUCCUGGAGGCUAUCGGCCGUGUAGCGGACAUUAAGGCGCUUCCCUCCUCCGCAGACCUGGAGGUUGCUGGGUACACCAGCGUCCUGGAGUGGGCGCUGGACAAGGAGCGCAUGGAGGGCGGCACUAUGGACAGCAAGAACCCUGGCGGCGGCGGAGGCGGGGACGGCGCCGGUGAUGGCGGUAAUGCACCAGUCACAUCGUUGGACAUCUUCCGGCCGCGCGGAUCCGCGGGCUUCAACACGCCCAAGACGCGGCCGCUGCAUGUGAAGUUGGAGAUGUUCCUGGACCUGAUGUUCCGGAGGCUGUACUGGGACCCGUCGCAGCCGGAGGUUCCCUUCAACUACGACGGCUUGCUGAAGCUUGUCAAGAAGAUUGACAAGGACCUCGGGCCUUAAGGGGUUCUACCUCGUUCUGUCACACUGUCGUGGACUAUGCUGCAUGUAUGUGGUUACUUGUUUGGAACGCCUCUCUUGUUACAUGUAUUCAUGGUUGGAUGGCUGAUUGUUUGUUACGGCAGGCAUGGGCAUGCAGUGAUGCAGGUGGAGACGGGUUUGAACGAUGCCAGUCACUGGCCUGCCUGGAGCCGGAGGGCCAGCACGCGCUGUCAGAUGCUGAGUAAAUACAUUGGGUCGGAUGGAUAAACUAGUUCACUUGGCAACAGGCCCGGGCGGCUUUUGGUGCUGGAGAACUCGUGACCAUGGACACACUGCAUACCAGCCCUCGGGGCAUAGUGUGCUGCACUGCUGGGGGUAGCUGGAACAAAUGAGCGUCUCAUUUUCCAUUGAGUUUGACGUAAACUUCUAAGUAUUUCCGUCUGGUAGGACUGUAGCUAAUAACGAAUGCGGAGAUACCAGGCUAUAUCUGCCUAUGACGUGACCUGCGGCUCACACGAGAUCGUCUGUGGCGUGUGGGCAGCCCUUGGGGCCUCCGAGCAGGAGGUUUAGGACGUAGGGUAAACCUGUACGGAGGCGCAAAAGUACCUGCGCACUGAUCUACUGCUGUUUUUGGCGGGGCGCUGGCAUGAACGCAUUGGGGCAUGGUGCAGCUGAGAAUCACAGCUUCAAUGCCUUGCGUGCAGAUGGCCUGACCGGGCUGAUGAGUUUGCUUGUAGCAGCGCACGUAUGUGUGCCUUUGUAUGACAAACAAAGGAUGACAGGUUGGCAGUGGAUGGUGGUUAUGAACAGCUGUGUGCACGACGUGUCAUGUAAUGCUGAAUGCGAUUUUUACAAGGGGGGUCCGAACGACUCAAGUGCGACUUGCAAUGUAAUGUAAUGCUGCAUUAAGAA